AUGGGAAUGCGUCUAGAAAUCAAGAAAUUCCUCGGAGUCGAUUCUGAUCAACGCUUAAAUAUUGCUAUAUUAAAGCGCAAGCUAUUUGCCCGUUCCGAUCGCGUAAAAUGCGUCGACUUCCAUCCGACCGAGCCUUGGUUUCUAGCAAGUUUAUAUAAUGGUGACGUUUACAUCUGGAAUUAUGAAACGCAGGUCUUGGUGAAAACUUUUGAAGUGACUGAUGUACCGGUCCGUGCGGCGAAGUUUAUUGCUCGUAAGAACUGGCUCAUUGCAGGAUCAGAUGACAUGCAGAUACGCGUAUUUAACUAUAAUACCCAUGAAAAGGUUACAACUUUUGAGGCACAUCCUGACUACAUCCGCUGUAUCGCUAUACAUCCUACCCAACCUUUCGUUUUGACUGGUUCCGAUGAUAUGACAGUUAAAUUGUGGGAUUGGGAAAAAGGAUGGAAAUGCAUUCAGAUAUUCGAAGGUCACACGCACUAUGUCAUGAACAUAAAUUUUAAUCCAAAAGAUUCAAAUACUUUUGCAUCCGCAUGCUUGGAUCGUACGAUUAAAGUAUGGUCGCUUGGAUCCACGGUCGCUAAUUUUACGCUUGAGGGGCACGAAAAAGGAGUGAACUGGGUGGAUUAUUAUCAUGGUGGUGAAAAGCCAUAUUUAGUGUCAGCAGCGGAUGAUAAGCUUGUUAAGAUUUGGGAUUAUCAAAAUAAAACCUGCGUUCAAACCUUAGAAGGACACACUCAAAAUGCAGCGUUCGCGUGUUUUCAUCCUGAAUUACCAAUUAUUAUUUCUGGUAGUGAAGAUGGUACCGUAAAGAUUUGGCACUCCAAUACUUAUCGAUUGGAGAACACUCUUAAUUACGGACUUGAGCGUGCGUGGACGGUCGCCUAUCAAAAAGGCAAUAAUAAUGUUGCAUUUGGAUAUGAUGAAGGGGCUGUCUGUGUCAAGUUGGGACGUGAGGAGCCAGCAGUGAGCAUGGAUAAUUCUGGUAAAAUUAUUUGGGCCAAGCAUAAUGAGAUUCAGACGGCUAAUAUAAAGGCUGGUUUCGAUGACAAUAUUAAGGAUGGCGAUCGCCUGCCAUUACCCGUCAAAGAUUUGGGUAGUUGUGAGGUUUAUCCCCAAACACUUCAGCAUAGUCCCAACGGAAGAUUUGUUGUAGUUUGUGGGGACGGGGAAUAUAUUAUUUAUACUGCUCUGGCAUGGAGAAAUAAGGGAUUUGGUAAUGGGCUUGAAUUUGUAUGGGCGUUGGAUUCAAAUGAAUAUGCAGUACGAGAAUCCACUACAAAAAUCAAACUUUACAAAAACUUUAAAGAAAGAGCUAAUGCAUUGAAAUUGAACUUUACGGCCGAAGGAAUUUUUGGUGGUACACUUUUGGGCGUAAAAAGCUCUACUUUUUUGAAUCUAUACGAUUGGGAGACCACUACGGUUGUGAGAAGGAUCGAUGUUAUUCCUAAGAGCGUAUAUUGGUCUGAUAUCGGUGAUCUAGUGACCAUUGCGUGUGAGGAUACUUUCUACGUCUUGAGAUUUAAUCGACAAUCAUAUGUGGAGUUUUUGGAAAGUGGUGGUGAAGUGGGUGAAGAAGGCGUGGAGCAGGCUUUUGAAUUUGUGACCGAAAUUCCAGAGAGUAUAAAAACAGGUACAUGGGUUGGAGAUUGCUUUAUUUAUACAAACACGGUUAAUCGUCUUAAUUAUCUCGUCGGCGCACAGACAUUUACCAUUAGUCAUUUUGACACAAACAUGUACUUACUGGGGUAUAUUCCUAAGGACAAUCGUAUAUAUCUGGCUGACAAAGAUGUCAAUGUAUACAGCUAUGCCCUUUCCUUAAACGUUAUUGAAUACCAAACUGCAAUCCUUCGAAACGAUCUCGAAACUGCUGAGCAGUUAUUGCCUUCUAUCCCUAACGAACAAAGGAACCGAAUUGCAAGAUUUUUGGAAAGCCAAGAUCUCAAGGAGCUCGCUCUUGAAGUAUCAACUGAUAUUGAACAUAAGUUUGAUCUUGCUGUUCAACUCAACAAACUUGAUGUUGCCGUCGAGAUCGCGCGCGAGGUUGAUACCGACUCCAAAUGGAAGACUGUUGGUGAUUCAGCACUUAAUGCAUGGAAAUUUUCUUUAGCAGAAGAAUGCCUUAAAAAGGCUAAAGAUAUGAGUGGCUUAUUACUCUUGUACACAGCUUCUGGAAAUUCGAAGGGUAUAAAAGAGUUAGCCGAAACAUCCGUGGCCUCAGGAAAAAAUAACAUAGCGUUUUCGUGUUACCUACAACUCGGUCAAGUCGAGGAUUGUAUAGAAAUUUUACUGAAAACUGACCGUAUCCCAGAAGCUGCGAUGUUUGCCCGAACAUAUGCUCCCAGCCAGGUCUCCAGAUUGGUAAAACUGUGGCGGGAGUCCCUUGAAAAACAGAAUAAGAAGAAAGCGGCAGAGGCACUGGCGGACCCUGCGGAUUACGAAAAUUUAUUUCCAGAUUUUAAACACGCUAUUAUUGCCGAGGAACUGAUGAAGAAGACGCGCAACAGCGUGGUUCCCGCUACUGCGUACUUGGAUUAUAAAGAUGGACUCGACCAAGACAUAAUUGCUGAAGUCAAAGAAAAAUAUCCUGAUGGAGUUUUACCAUCAAAUCUUGCGUCUCCCAUACAAAAUCGUCUUGUAAGCAACAUAGCACGUAAAAAUGUCAAUGGUGAGUUGGACGAUGAUGUUCUAUCAUCAGUAGCUUCAGUUGACGACGAUCGCAUAAGCGUCGCGGACAACAUGAGCCUUUUAAGUAUGGAGGGUGAGUAG
This is a messenger RNA of Acaulospora morrowiae, 2769 nucleotides long. The record is from the annotation of a GenBank genome assembly. Lineage: Eukaryota; Fungi; Glomeromycota; Glomeromycetes; Diversisporales; Acaulosporaceae.